AUGAGAGAUAGAUAGUAAGUCACUUUGGUAUAUAUACAUUUUUUUUCAUCAUAUUUUUUUUAGCUCUGACAGUGGUAGAUCCGGAGGCGGCGGAGGACGCAGUUAUGGAAGCGGAGGAGGCGGCGGCGGCUAUGGAGGUAGCGGCGGCGGUGGUGGAAACUAUGGAGGUUGUUUUUUUUUAAUCGAUUGCCUUGCUACGAAUUGAGUUCUCUAGGCGGUUUCGGUGGUCGCGGCGGAGGAGGUGGCCGAGGAGGCGGCUCUAAUGGCAAUGCCGGUGGUCGUUUGCGUAGCAUCGACUGGUCUCGCGAAAAUUUGAAGCCAAUUCAAAAAAAUUUCUAUCAUGAGUCGGCAUCAGUGACACGCCGUGAUCAGGUUCAGUUCAGCAAGUCGUCAUCAAUAUUUCAAAUUAUUUAGUAUGAGAUUGAUCAGUGGAUUGCUGCCCAUCAAGUAACUUUGGAAGGAAGAGGAAUCCCACGCCCUGUCUUCGAGUUUAACGAAGCACCAUAUCCUGGGCAACUUCACGAACUUCUCUACGCCAAAUUUCAAAAGCCUACCGUCAUCCAAGGAAUUUCUUGGCCGAUUGCAAUGAGUGGUAGAGACAUCAUCUCUAUUGCCAAAACCGGAUCAGGAAAAACCCUUGCAGUAAGUCUUGGAAAAAUAAUUUGAAAAGUCUAUAAAUCCGAAAAAAUAUGUAAUUUAAAAUGUUCAGUUCAUGCUGCCAGCCAUUGUUCACACCACUAAGCAAGACCAUCGUGGACGUGGUGAAGGACCUUCAGUUCUUGUUCUUCUUCCAACCAGAGAGCUUGCUCAGCAAGUUCAAGAGGUUCUUGAUAAUAACUUUCUAUGAUUACAUAGUUUUUUAUAGGUAUCCGUUGACUUUUGCACGGCACUGGGACUGAAAAUGACGUGCCUCUUCGGAGGAGCUUCCAAAGGUCCUCAAGCAAGAGACUUGGAACGUGGAGUUGACGUUGUUGUCGCCACGCCUGGCCGUCUUCUCGACUUUCUGGACAACGGUACCACCAACAUGAAAAGAUGCUCGUUCUUGGUGCUCGAUGAAGCCGACAGAAUGCUCGACAUGGGUUUUGAACCCCAAAUCAGAAAGAUCAUCGGCCAAAUUCGGGUGAGUAUUACAACUAGUGGUCUUUAUUGAUUUGAAUUUCUGGAAGUUGAAAAUGAAUUUUAGCCUGAUCGACAAACGCUCAUGUUUUCCGCUACAUGGCCUAAAGAAGUCCGCUCUUUGGCAGCAGACUUCCAACAAGACGCAGCUUUUUUGAACGUUGGAUCGUUGGAGCUUGCUGCCAAUCAUAACAUCACACAAGUUGUUGAUGUUAUUGAUGAGAGCGGAAAACAGCAGCGUAUGAUGCAAUUACUCAACGACAUCAUGAGCCAGGUAACUUUAAACAUAUAAAAUAGAACGUUUUAAAAAAUUGACUUUCAGCCCGAAUGCAAAACAAUUAUUUUCGUCGAAACUAAAAGAAAAGCUGAUGAUCUUACUAGAUGGAUGCGUCGCGAUGGAUGGCCUACUCUUUGCAUCCAUGGUGAUAAGAAUCAAGGAGAACGAGACUGGGUUCUCAGUGGUAUCGGCUAAUAGAAAUUUCAUUGAUGGAACUAAAUAUUUCAGAGUUCAAAGCUGGUAAAACACCAAUCUUGCUUGCAACAGACGUUGCCGCUCGUGGCUUAGGUAUUUUUUCUGACGACUUGCCUAGACAUUUCCAAGUUCAACAUGGAAAUAGCCUUUUGAAUUGCACAGUGUUGACCUAAAUGCAUGGCAUGUGACUGGUUGUGGAGAGAUAGUGCGAUGAGCACUAAAGAGCUCUGUCGACCUGUGAGCUUGUUCGGCGCAUUGCGUCGAGCAGUCUUUGUUGGAGUGUCCUUGCUUUCGUUAAGCAACUGGGAUCAUUCAUGUCUCUGUAGUUUGACGCUCCUUCGAGAUUCACUCAUGGGUCGCCGUGCACUCUCCGUGUAAUUGGACUCGGAUAUUGCUCCUUCCUUGGGAGUGACUCCGCCGUCCUACCCGGUCAGGUGCGUGCCGUUCAUUACUCUUCUUUUUUUCUUUUUUGCUGUAUGCCGCGUUCGAAGUACGAAUGCGCAUAUUGAAACCUUUUCUAUUAGUCAACACUGAAAUCAUACAAUUCUUCUAGUUAUUCUCUCGGGUUCAUUACUUUGAACGCGGUGUAUAGUAUCGUGUUUUCCUAACGCAAAAAUGAUAAUUUCCUUUAGACGUGGACGAUAUCAAAUUUGUGAUUAAUUAUGAUUAUCCUAACAACUCCGAAGAUUAUGUCCACAGAAUCGGAAGAACUGGACGAAGUGACAAAAAGGUUGCCGUUUUUUUUUCUCUCAUCAAGCUGAAACUUUCUUGCUUCUAGGGAACUGCUUACACUUUCUUCACUCCGCAAAAUGCCGCUAAAGCAAAAGAUCUUAUGAAGGUAUAUAUUUAUCUUUUUGGCAAUCGAUAAUAUUUUUUCAGGUUCUCGAAGAAGCUCAUCAAAACGUUUCACCACAACUUCGUGACCUUGCCGCCAGAGGUGGUUCCGGGGGUGGAGGUGGCUCUCGCGGUCGUUGGGGCGGCGGAGGCAGCUCUGGAGGUAAACGAUCUUUCGGCGGAGGUGACGACUAUGGCGCUAAGCGUCCAAGGUUUUUUUUUUCAAAAUUUCGUUGCUAUUGAAAAUUUGAAGAUUUGACGGAGGCAGUUCGCGUGGCGGUGGCUACGGUGGUGGCGGCGGCGGCGGACGUUGGUAAACAAGCAGAUCUCACACAUUUUCCUUUUAAUCUAAAAUUUUAUCAUGUUUUUUACUCUUGAUUUAUAAUAACAAACGAUCUUCACGAUGUACUUCUGUUGUUGACUUCUGUUUCUCAAUAAAACUGGAAGCAAUUUUUUUUUUCAUUGACAUCGAAGGUACGGAGGUCGCAUGCCGAUGCUUCUAUUUGAUAUAAAAAGUCAAAAAAACGUCCUCGGACUCAAGAAAGUGGGAUUUAGAGGACUAAACCAAGAGCACUAAAGCUUUUAGCUAGAGAAACCUCUUAUGAAUCGGUCCGAAUGGUCAAUUUAUAUUUUCUUUUUCUUUUGAAGGGGUUGAGAAUUGGGUGAAUGUCGAAACUGUCUUUCACUAAGAAUAACUGCCGAGAUAUAGCUGAUUCGCGGCUGGCUUGAGCCAUCGAGAAAAGGGUCCUGUCACGAAAAGAGACGAAACAGUGCCCUGGUUAGUGGAGAGUGCAGACAGGCCACCCCUUUUUGCGUCCCAAGCUAGCUGUGAAUCGUCUAUAAACGCGAGACGCUGGCGGUACAUUGACGAGCUCGCAAACAUCUCGCGCCGGUCUCGCAUUUUUCUGGUCGCGAGCUCGCACUUUUCUAGGCGCGAGCUCGCAAUCUGAAAAUUUCCGAAAUGCAAGAUGAAUGCGAGGUCGCGCCGAGAAAAAUGCGAGAUCGCGCCUAGAAAAAAGCGACAUUUUUGCGAGUUCGUCAAUGUACCGCCACCGACCUCGCGUUUAUCUCGUCAGUUAUUCUUAGUGUUACUACUACUUUACUUUUUACUUUAUUUGAAUACUACAAGGGUUGGAAACGUAAAUAUUUCAAAAGUUGUUCUUACAUUAUUAACUUUCAUAUUAUAUCUAAAUUAUAAACCUUUAUAGCUAUUCAGCAAAAAUAUUGCAUGUAUAUUUUCUAUAAAUAAGACGUAUUUAAAUAUCGUAUAUCGUUUUUUUUUUUCUCAUUUUUUAUUCCUAGUGCCCUUAGUGAGUUUUUGAAAAGUUAACGAUGUUUUAAAAAUAAAUUAUAUGUUAACUCGAGAGAAAAAAACUGAUAUUGAAUAAUUUUCUGGAAGAAUUUUCUCAUUGACUACUUGCAAAUUUCUCGGACAGAACACGAAAAAAGAAAGACUGGAGCGUACGCAAAAAGCCGAUUCUUCCGGAGUUAGAAGCCUCGAGCGACGUUCAAAAGCACGAGGGCUUAAGAAUGCAAGGCACUAGGGGCGUACGUGUUUGCAUUCAUGCGGGGAGAAAAGCUUCAGUUAUCGCAAGCUUUUUUUGCGGUAUUCUUCUCGGCUCCUCAUGUCCUGCAGUAGUUGACCGGGAACGAUUAGUUGGGAGGGGACGAUUUGCCGAAAAGAAAGGUCCUCCGGCGGUUGCGCAACCACAACGCUCGUUUUCAAUGAAAUUCAGCGCGGAGAAUGAAUCAAUAGCUGAAACGGGGCAGCGCGUCUAGUAUAACGCCGUGUUCGACUCGUUUCCUCCUGCAGCUAUUUUUAAUUACAUGCGUUUUUUCUUCCAUACCUCUUUUUUAUUAUUCCAGGACAAUAACAAUGAUUUUAAAUCCUUUCCAGUUCAUUUCAAUUCCACCUUCGCGAUCCGUUUUUUUCAUAGAUCUCUUUUUUUUUCAAUUACAGAGCUCACAUGGGUGGAUGGGCACAUGUGAAGAAUUCUUGAAGGGCAUCUAUGUUACAUAAAAUCGGCGCUCAGCAUCUUACAGGUUAUUCUUUCGAAUGAUUACUAUCAUGGCAAAAAAAAAAGUUUUUGCGCCUUUGAAUAUUCCUUGAUAAAAUUGUUUCCUGAAUUGCUAUUCGCUUUCGAAAAAAAUAUUCAGUCUGAAAAAAAAAUUUCGUUCAUUUCCGCGUUUCUGAAAAACAAAGUUUAAUGAAAACGUUUUUUUUUAACGUAAUGGGUGGUGUACAAUGAUAGCGCAUAUAGAAAAAAGAAAGAUUCAAGAUGUUUUGAAGUGAUUUUCUAGAUUUUGGCUCGUUUAUCCGCUCCUCACAUUGAGAAAGUAAUCAAGUUACGAAGUCUCCAAAAUAUGCUUUCGAAAUUCGUUAAAGCCGGAUGUUGUAGUAGGAUAGCUUGGUGGUGUUUCCUCUUACCAAUUUAUGAGCCAGAUUGAAAUAAGUUUUUAUUCUAUAAUCUUUUUAUCAAUAAAUGUUUGUUGAAGAUGUCUCUUCUGCCACUCGAUGCGAUGCACGGGAUGCUUUUCGUGGAAGCGCGGCUGCUCGGGAACCCAGGAACGGUCAUUUCUCAAAUCGGCCUUUCUGUCGAUUCACCCAAUGCUAGCGUUGCCGUCUUUUGUGAGUCUCUUUCAAUAUUUUUUCACGCUGUUUAAUAUUUGAAAAAAAAAUUGUUAUUGGAUGCCGUGUUCAAAGUAAUUUCGGCGAUUUCAAAAUAGACGCGUUAUUCGUUUAAAAUGAAUUCACGAAAUAGGCAGAAUUGAUAUUCCGAGAAUGGCAAGAAAAAAUGAGUCCUACAACGAUAUAUCGUUAAAUAUGCAUUUUUACCGUAAUUUCUUCGCGGGAACUCAUAUUUUUGGAAUUAUUUGGGCAAUUUCUACUGAAAUUUCAAAUUCGCGCGUAAAACUCACCGUAAAAAUGCGUAUCCAACGAUAUAUCGUUGUAGGACUCACCUUCCCAGAAUACCAAUUUCGCCUAUUUCCCCAAAUCAUUUUAAACGAAUAACGCUCUUAUUUUGAAAUCGCCGAAAUUACUUUGAACACGGCAGGAGUUUUAAAAUUUUCAAAUUUUUUUUUUGGAAGACUUUGAUAUGAGCUUAUUUUUUUUUUGGGAUCCAGAGCUUCAACUUCAUGAUUUUUUUUUUCAAUUUUUGAAUCUAUACCAGAAUUAGUGAUUCUUUGUUUUUUCAUUCUCAUUGACCCGUUUCACCCCGUUUCGCCCAGAAUUCUUUAUCAAAAACAGUUUUCAAUUGCAUACGCAAUUUAAUUUUAGCUUCUCCAAGAAAUAUAGGUCUAAUUUAUUUUUAUUUUUAAUUUUUUCAUCACUUGAAAGUUUUCAGUAAAAGCUUUUUUAUUGUCAAGGUUUUACCAAUAUCGGACUUUUUUUCAAUACAUCUGGAAGAAAGUCUUUUUAUUUCACGUCUUUCUCUUCUUUUCGUAUCCGUUCAUGUUACUGAAGAUCUAGAACAAUUUCACCUCUGAAAAAUCCUUCUUUUCUUCGAGUAGUUUUUGCUCUCAGAUUCGACGUUAAACGGACUUCUUAUGAAUAUUUCAUAAGAAAACGUCUCUGCUCGAUGUAGGAACUAAAGCGGUUGGCGUAAUGUCCUCUGACUCGCUUAGGAAGCUUCCGGAAGUCUUAUUGAUGGGCUUCCCUUUUUUUUCUAUAAAAGCGCACCUUUUCUCGAUGAGAAAAAAUGGAACUCGAGAUUCCCACGCCUUCUGAACAAGGAUAUUGGAUUGUUUGGCGCAACUCGAGUGCAUAGAAGGCCUCCUGAAGUAAUCCAAAACCCUCCCCCAGGGAAAGAUUCUUCGGAAGAAUGUCGCCUUCCGGACUCUUUUUGGCCGCGAUUACAAUCGAUCUCGCCAAUUAUGAGACACUUGCUAUUCAAGAAGAAAUUUGCUAUUCAAGAAGUUUUGAGAAUGACGUCAUACACUCAAAUUCUUUUUCCAACUUAAAAAUUUAGUUUAGGGAAAUAGCGCAAAUGCCGUUAUUUAGUGUAAACUUAAAGGGAAAAUUUUUUCCGCUAUCAAGAAAAUUCACAAGUUUGUUUGAAGAAAGUGUUUUGAAAGAAAACUCGCAAGAAGCUCGAAACUUGAAAAAGUAAAACGGUUUUAUUUUGGAAAGAAUUUUCAUCAAUUUUAGUAGUUUUUCAAUCAGUUGUUUCAUUAUUUGUUCAUUCGUUUUUCUGGUUUAUACCGCAUUUAAAAGCUCACAGAAUAUAUAUUCGACAAUAUUAAAAUUAAAAAUCUAAACACGAAACUCUAAUUCUGUUUGAAAAGGCCUACAAAGACUUCAAAAAGGAAAACCUAUUUUUUAAUUUCCUGCCGUUUGUCAUGAAGUUAAUGAAAAACACUGCGCAAAGUACCUCUUCAAGACCUCUUCGAGACAACUAAUAAGCUCCAUAAGUGUCCAACCUUGCUUUUUCGAAGGACCACGAAAGUUUUUGCAUUAUACUGAUGAUAGUCUUCUUAUCUGUAACUUAACACGAUACAAGGACCUCAUUGGGCUUCUUUAUCACUGAAAAACGAGGAAUGCUUCUCUAGGCUUUUCACUAACGUUUUUUUUUUUCUGAAUCUGACUUUUGAAAUUCUAUGAAAAUAUGAUUAAUAUUUUCUCAUUUUACCAAAGGUCCCAAAAACUUUUAAAAAAGACUUGUUGUUAAGAAAAAAAGACUUGUUAUCGUACGGGUUGGCGCAGGUAAGUUUUUGUUUUCCCAGUGAAAAUAUCAAAAAAAUUCAAAUUUCGUAUGACGUCCUAUACUUAUGACGGUCUGCUCUGGCACGUUUCAUUCUCUUUUCGCUUAUCACUGUUUUUGAUCGGGAAAGGAGAACAAAUUUGAUGACUCGAUUUCAAAAAAAAAAGUGCUGAAAAGGCUCAAAAUAAAAAAUAAUACAAUUGCGAUUUCAAAGUGUUUCUUUUGUUUAAUCUUUGAUCAGAAGAAAUGUUUUCUCCAAAAUAUGGUAAUGAAUAACAAGCUCACAACUCGUAAGUCAGUCUGACGACUCUAUGAAACUGUUCCGAUGAAAGUACAAAACUUUCAUUGAGAAGUAUAGUCACUCCCUCUUUAUUGACGCUUUUCAAUCCUCAUAGACGUUUUUUUUUUUCGAAAAACUUGUAGCGCUUUGAAAUACGGUCGCUUUUGUCAACUCUAAGGAUUAAUAAUGACUAAUAUUAAAUAUUAAGAGCAUCAUCAAAAUUUCGUGAAAUAUUUUGAGCACCUGAAAAAACGAUUUUUUUUAAUUACGAUAAAAAAUUUAUAUGAUUUUAGUUAUUAGAAAUCACCUAGAUCGCAAGUAGGUUUUAGAACGAUCUCGUCAAAAGAAAACAAGAGAUAACUUUCUGAGAGAUGACUACGCGAUGUGACACGGAUAUCGUGGUGAAGAGAAGAUUACCUGCAAAGUAGAAGGAGUCAUUUGAGAAAGUAUUAUGCGCGCUGCUCUGGGCCGUCUCUGAUCGCGUGAUGUUUCGCGGUUGGUUUUGCGGCUGCUGCGGCACGUCUCUCGCCCGCCGGCUGUCCCCGCCGGCGACCGCCAUUGAUCCGAAAGGCUGCGAUCGCGGCAUGCCGUCGCUGCUUCUUGUCGUCGAACGUCGCCGUUGACGUCAUCGAUGGACGCCGCACAGCUCGACGUCGCCCUCGCCGACUCCGACGUUGUCUUCUCCUUGUUUUCGCCAUUCACUGAUGCCAGAACUACCAUAAAAGGUUCCGUUAGAUCUUCUUGCAAGGCAUCUUUAUCUUCUAACUGUUCUCAUUUUCAGUCAUGUCUUGUAGCUUUUUUUCAUAGUUUUUAACCAUAAAUUUUGAGCUGAUUUAGAGAAAAGUUUCUUUGAGACCUUGAAAAAUAACUUGCCUCUUCGAUACCUCUAUAAAAUUUGACUAUACUACUUUAAAAGCCAUGUCGAAGUUUUGUAAACACCUUGAAAAAUGUAAAAUUUUGACGUUCAAUUACAUUAAGAAUUCUCACGUUUCUGUUCAACAUCUUGAUUUAAAAAAAUUUAAAUUAAGAAGUUUUCAUUUUUCAUUCCAAUCAUCAAUCCCCUCCUCAAAGUAUCUGGUACAUAUUCAGUUUCUCGGCAGUUCUUAAUCUUAUUUGAUCGUGAACUAUUUCUGAACUGAAUUACGCUGUAGACAUCGACAUCGGUCAUUGACGCUACUGACCUAUGAAACACGGAAAAAGUCUUUUAUUGCUUGUUUUUUUUUCCUCUCCAAUUUUUCGCAAAGACUCUUCUUUCUAACUUUUGCAAUCUCCAGUUGCCGAAGGGAAAAACUUUGUUUAAGAACAACCUCUAAGAUGUUUGCUCAACUUUCGUUUUCGCUAUCUGUAGUUUUAUAAGCUCCGUUCAAACGAUUUUCUAUCGCUUUGUUUGAAAAAAGGCAAUCAAAAUGAUCUUAUCAUUUUGAACUGAGUCGAUACGUGCUAGAAACUGGAAAAAAAAAAUCAAAAUUUUCUGAGUUUGUUAUAUUGGACUCUUCUGUUUGUUCUUUUUUGUAUCCUGAAAGUUGUAGAAGACUAAAAAUAAUUGGAAUAAUAUAAAGAGCAUGUUAUGUUUUUCUCAGAGACUAGCUUCCCGAAAGUGAUUGAUCAUUAUUCUUGCAAGGUUUAACUAGUUUUUUUUCUGGGUAAAAAUAUCAGCCACUUUAGACCAAAAAACAAAAUGAAACAUAAAAGAAGGAUACGUAUCAAACCUUUUUAGUUUUUUGAAUCGAGUUCCUUUUAAAAUUGCAAGUUUGAUGAUGAAAAAUUUGCGCUAAACGUGGUUUCUGAUAGAGUUAAUGCUUCACAUACUAUUGUGCUGAUCAAGACUUUUUUCUUGAUAGUUUAAUAUAUAUUUUCUUACAUUGAUUUUUCCACGUGAAUAAUAAGUGUCUGCAGCUCGAGCGAGCGGCGUUCUGUUAGUCGCAGGCGUCGGAUCGUAUUGCGCGUACCGUCUUUGCUCCAACUUGCUCGGCAACAGGUUCGUCCAGCUCUUCUUUAACUCAACUCUUUGAGUUCUCAGGUUCGUCUGGGAAUUCAUCGAGGCGAGUCGCUUCGACCGGAUCCCCUCCGCUGACCGCCGUUUACUUCUUUCUCACCUGGUGGGGCUCGUGUUUUUCUUUUUUUUUUUUCAAAACAUUUGCAAAGCUAUCAGGUGACCGUUGACCUAGAGCGGUUGAGAAAUAUCAUUGAUUUCACAAGAAAUGGACGAACUUUGGGAUUUAAAAAUAUAUGUGGAAAUCGGAAAAACUCAAUUUUUUUUUCGAAUUGGAUUUAUACACCCAGAGAUGGAGUUGUACUCUGAACCGUGGAUUGCUCAGCUUUCAAAACUCUAAUAAAGUGCACGAAGCUUAGAUCAUGAAAAUGAAUUCCUUUCUGUAAAACGAGGUUAUUGGUCUGUUAAACUGAAAGGUUCCUUCGGUGUUAAAUGCGUCGUUCCGAAAUUUCAUCAGGCGUUAGGCGUGCCGCGAUUACACAUUGUCGCAUUGACGCGACCGUGUCCGUUUGACGGCUCUUUGACAAUCGGAAGGACGACGUUGCCAAUCAUCUAUACUUUCUUUUGUUUCCAGGGCGGCACCGACGAGGCUGUCGGCGAUUCAGAAGAAGAUGGCGUCGACAGGGUCAGCGUCGGCGCUCGAAGUCUUCGAUCUCCCAGCCAGGUUUUCCUUUUCGGAAAUCGAAAUAGUAGAGGGGCGAAUCAGUAUAAAAGAUUAUAAAUGAAGGUUUUGAAAGUAUCUAACUGUCACUUCAUCAACUGCUAUAUUUUGGGUGGACUUCAGUCCGAACGGCAGAAAUAACUAUCAGUCGAAGAAUUUGUAUGAAAAAAUAGCUCGUAGAACAUCUGCACAAGGGUUUUUCAUGGAAGUUGUACGAUUUCGGCUUUUGAAAAGCUAAUGAAAAAGAGUGGACUAUCCAGUUAUUGUUCAGUUCUAUUUUCUGAUCUCUGCUUCACAUUGCGACAGAUUCAGUCAAACUAAAGAGGUCUGAUGUUAAAGAUAAGAUGAACUCAAGUUUUUUUUAAUGAGGAAUUAUGUUCUUUCCUAAUUGAAAACUUGUAAAAAAUACCGUUGAAAACUAAAUUCAGCAUUUCUUAGAAAAAAGUCUUGAGGCUCACGUGAAGUAACUUUUGUAUUGAAAUUGAAAACCUAGGAUAUAUUGGCCGAAAACAAAACAUUAUUUUCCUGGUUAACUUUAUAAAAGUUAUUAUUAUGAUGUUUUUGAAAUUCAUCGAGUUUACUAUUGAAAGCCUUCUGCUCAGUUGACGUAUAUCGAAGAACUUCCCAGCCUUCCCUUAAGUACGAUGGACCAUUCCUGAUACUCUGUUUUCACUGAAAAACCUGGUUAAGGUCUCCUUGGCACGGCUUUCGAGAGUUCGUCGCUCGACACGCGGAGCCGGCCUCAAUGCCAUAGCCAGAAAUACCAGAAGACUGGGCGUCAUCAGCCGUCAAUCUUCUAAUUCUCGUCAGUUUGAUUUUUCCAAAGAGAGAAGGAAAAAGAAAUAUAAAAUUGUUUUCAGGCUUGUCAACCUCUUCCGUCCCAUAUUCCGGCGCCUCCAACAAGUCUGCUUCGUUGAGGAUUCUCUGGGAAGGUAGCCAGGGUUGGGACGACGAAUUCGGGGGUCAAGGUGCUUUCUAUAAAGAGAAAUCGAAUAACUUCUGGAAGUCUAGAUGAAACUCCUUCGGUGAUUUGUCGCCUCGGAGCGGUCCCCUCGACGUCUUAUCGACGUGACGACUGCACUUCGGUCGGCGACCUUUGCAGCGUUUUCAACGAUGUUUGUUUUCAUAUCAUUCAUCGCAAGAUUCAGAAGGGAUUUCAUAGAAGCCGAAGAUAUAAUAAAAUCCAGGAAAUCUACGGAAGUUUGGAACUAAACUGAAGGUUUUGAAGUUAAAUAAGAUUCAACAUGAUUCUCAAAGCUGUUCAAUGGGAAUUUGAAAAGUGCGAUCGUGUGAAAUUCCUUGAAAAUUUUAUUUAAAUUUUUUCCUUUUUUUUUAGCUUUUCAAGCACUUAUUUUCUGUUUCAAAACGUUGGCAGAAUCAAGAACUAGUUCAUCUUCUCCCUCUAUUCUCAAAUUGCGCUGGAAAAUUUUCAAAAAAAGGGCUUGUUAUGAAACUUUUAGUUGAAAAACAUUCGGAUUCCUCAAGGGUUUUUUUAAAUCAUUUUUCUGUAUUUUCUGUACUCAUUUACAGUUUAUUUCGCGUCUCCUUCUCUAAAAUCUAUUUGGAGUUCCAGGUUAUGUCGGUGACUUCUGCCGUAGAGAUCCAUGAUCCGCUGCUCGACGACUUGCCCAAUGAAACUGACCAUGUUGGUUUUUCUUUCCGUUUCAUUGAACCAUUUGAUUCGAAAAAAUUCUUUGCCGCAACUCUCGAUUUUUCAACUUUUACCUAACAAUGCUCUUGUUUGCAGAACGUGGCGGAUGAAGCGUGGCUGAAGAGGAUGACCAGUAGCAAAUACAUGUACGAGAGCGUCGUUGUACAGAGCGAAUGUGGCUCUUCAAACGCCUCGCCGCAGCAUUCGUUUCACUCGUACGCACUUUAUUUGCCGCUUCUGGGUGGUUCGGUCGCCAGAGAGAACCUAAUUUGAGGGGGAGGGGGGAUAUGGUUAUGAUAAAGUAUAGGGCUGAAUGGUACAUUUCGCUCGACACGGUCACUAAGUCACUUCCUGAAGGAGCUUUAAAAAAACUACCGUAAACACAGCCUUUCUUGCACUUACGCUUCGAAAAGCAUCAAGGGCAGACUGCAAAGACUGUAAAAACACUCGGUCUCCGUGCGAAAUUUGGCAUUUUGUUCAUUGGACGGAAUAAAGGCGUGACAAUCUGGAAUGAAAUGUCCUAUAGCUUACAAAACGUCCAAGAUAAAAUUUGAUCUUGCUAAAAACUAAAAGUUCUCGACCAAAUAUAGUUGCCAUCAACUGGUGUUAUCAUAACAUGAAAUUUGAAAUGUUUAUAGGUCGCUCUUACGGUUACAAAAGCAUUUUUCAAAAUUUUUCACUUUAAGACUCACAUACGUUGAUGCAAAACUUUUUUUACUAUUUCCUAAUGAUUUCUUAUAUCAGAUACUUAUAAUCUAAAUUGAUAUCCCCAAAAAAAAAAGCUUUUUUUAUAUUCACAGAUAUUUUUUUUCAAGAUUUUUUUUCGUAUUUUUAGACCUUGUUGAGAAGUCAAUCCAGUAAAGAAAAAUAAUUCACUUUUUGGACACUUGUUGAAAAAAAAGCUUAAUGUCAGUUUCCAAUUUCUCAAUUUGAUUCGAAAAAAAGUUUAGAAAUCGUUUUCCUCUGUGAGUUUCAAAAUUAUUACACUUCUUUCGAAAGCCGAUACUUUCUCGGAGGAACUUUUUCUUUCGAAAUGACUGAAGAAACUAAAAAAAAAAACGUUUCGAGAUAUUUUUUUGGUUUAGAAAAACUGGAACUGGAUGAUGAACCGACGACAUCUUCGGACGGAUACAAACAUAUGACGCAAAGCAGUAAUUCCAGGCCGAGGUAUUUUUUAUUCUUUCAACAAAAAAGAUUAUAAAUUCAAUCUAUUUAGCAAUGGCCGGUCAAUGUACGACAGUGCGAUCGGCGCAGAGAUUUCCAGCGACGACGGCUCUUUUUUCGACGCUUCCAAGAGGUAUCAUUUCAAGAAAAAGGCCUUUGAGAGCUUCUUAGCAACAAACUUGUUUUUGAAAGUUCAAAAAUACCUGUUAAUCAGAAAAUCACGGCUAUAGUUCUGUUGGACCUUUUUAUAUAAUUUUCGGCUGUUUUUUAUCUUUUUUUCAUGUGGUAUAUCUUAUUUUUUAUGUGGUUGCCGUUAUCCGACAAUUCACAGCUUCCAGUUUCAGUUUUUGCACAGGUCAAAACUCUGAUUCUCACAUUUUUUAACCAACGUUUGUUUUCUAUUAAAUUGUGAAAUAUGCAAAAAUAAAGAUGUAGCUCAGAAGUGAAAAUUAUGUUUUAGUUUCCCUUUCCUUUUAAACCAAAGAAAAAUACUUCCUUCUGUGCAGAGUGGACGUCAUAAUGAAAUUUGAACGCCCUUUACUUAUACGAUAUAUUAAUAGUAAAUUGAAACAUUUAGAAAAGCCCCGAAAUUAGAUUUUCUUCGUUUUCCUCCGCGAAAAGUGACGAAAUCACCAAAUUCGAUUUUUUUUCUUUGCCCUUUUAUUAAAAAUUUCAUGAAUUAUUAACAUAGAAAACCUGAAUAAUGCAAGCAUAUUUUGGCGACGUCGGAAUGAGUUAUCUUGAGUUUUCUGGCGGAAAUUUUACGAUUUUACCCUAGAUUCUUGUUUAUUUAUUUGUUAACGGCUCACCGACGAUUUCCUCUAAAAGGCGGCUUUUUUGGGAAAUGAAGGGUUAAAAAUAGAAGGUUUUUUCAACAACAAGGAGAUUUCUAUGGCAUGUUUACCUUGAAGCUCUGAAUAGUUGAAUAGGGCUACUGUUUUUUGUUUCUUUGCGAUACAAGUCAUUUACAUCUAUUCAAACUGCCAAAAAUUCUAAAAACAGGCAAAUCUUAGCCUAUUCGAAAAAUUUUUUUGGAGAAUAUAGUGAUAUCAGAUUUUUUUCAAAGUCUUUUUGAAAUCCUAUGACUUUCAAGAAAAGAAAUUUCAUUAUUCGACGUUGGAACCGAUAUAAACUGGAAAGGAUAAAAAAAAAGAGUUAAUAAUGACUGGAGUGAGAUGGAAAUGGACUUUUCCUUUUCUAAUUCUGGAGCCAGCAAAAGUGAAUAUUAAAUUGAUGUGUUUUGAACUUCGAGAACUAUGGGAAACGAUGGAGAAGGUCUGCAAAAGAGGAGAGUAGGACUACAAAAGGAAAUAAGCGUUUUCUCAAAUUGAAAACGACAAAAUCGCCUAUUUUUCAUUCUUUAGGCAAAAUCCCAUACGAGAAGUGGAUUCGUGUUCUGUGGCCCCAUCUUGUAUGAGUUUGGAAUGGUGCGACGAAGGACUGCGGUUUCGAAAAGUUCCCGGAUCGUUAGAAAUCAAGAGUUUUAGGGAAGGGAUGAGCACAGCGUUACAAGAAGAAGUCGUUGAUCCGCUGAGAAGAGCGAAUCUCGACUGGGACUUCGAAUCGGAAGCCGGCUUUGACUCAGAUCAUCAGGCGGUAUAUUUUUUGAUUUCUUUUUUUUUCACAGUUUUGACCUUUUCAAGCGAUUAGUUCACAUAAUAGUGAUAAAAACGAGCUUCUUGAUCUUUAUUAAAAUUUUCUUAGUUUUCAGUUUUUUUUUUUCUUCAGAAAAAAGUUUAUUUUCCGACAAGAAGUGUGUUUUUUCGAUUUUAAUAAGCAAUUUCACGAAGUUCUAUAGAAAUAGAGAUGAUGUCAAAUCUUUCGAAGGAAUAACUGGAACUUUGAAACGCCCUGACUUAUUAAUGUAGCAUUUAUCCUUUUUUUGGAUGAUUGAAAAACUUGCAGCCUUUCGACGUGAACGUCGCCUUCGCGCCGAAGGAAUCGCGUGAUCUAAUGGUCCUGGCCUGCGAGAUCUUCCAGCCCUACUCGCCUCCGUUUAAGGUGAAUUUCCCCUUCCUCGUCUCCUGCUAUUCCCGGCUCACUUGGACUGACGGAAAGCGGCGGCGACCUCCGAAGUCAAUUUUCCGGAUGAAUUCACGUCCAGAAGUGAUGUAACCUUUCGAGGAACCGACGUCGCCUCCCACGUCGAAUUAACUAAUUUCUAGCCUCUUUUUUUUGGACUCGCUUUUAUCGAAUUGCUUCGUGAAAUGAAACGGAACAUCCCUAUUUUAAUUAGAGGGUUGAUUCCGAUGAUCUUUCGAGAAAAGUCUUAAAAUCUGCCUUCGAAUGAAAUCACUAGAUCCUAAGGAACUUCAAGGAUUCACUGAUAAUAUUUUUUGAAGAACGAAUAAAUCUUCAUCUAUUGAAUUGAAACAAAAAGGAUCGCUAGAAUAUUUUCUCACUUCUUUCCAUCAAAGUUUGCUUAUAAUUUUGGUUUUCAACUAUCAGAUUUAUUUGGUUCUCCAAGAAUUUUCUAUCAACUUAAUUUAGAGCAUAAAAAGAAUUUUAAAGGAUAUUAUUUCAAAAAAAUACAUUGUGAGAUAAGCAGAUAAACAUUUUUGUCAAAUUUUUUUCUCUUCAGUAACCUGAUAUUUGGGUCUUUCCUAUAGGCAGCGGUUAAUGAGAUUAAAGCUUUCCUACAAUUGCUACGAAUGCUUAAGCUCUAGGUACAGCCUGAUCGCGGGUUUUCCACCGCCUUUCAAUUGAAUAUGUCUCAAAACCCAAAAAAAAGUUAUAGAUCAAUUAGAAACUCUCACCUUACAGAACCAAGAAAAUCAAUUGCGGACCCUUGUUAAUAGAAUCUAAUUGAGCGUUUAUGAUGAGAAAGGUGUCCUGCAGGAGAUCCAGCAUCUGUACCAUCGGCGGCGACUCAAGAGGUUCGCCAUCGUGCGGCAAAACGACGCUCUCAGCACCCUGCAAGCCCUAAUCCGCAGCCUUCUCUACCACAGAUGUUCGCUGCAGCGCGACCUUAAUUGGGAAACGCUCGAAAAGGUUUUCUUUUUGUGGGUCGCCGACGAGUUGAGUUGA
Caenorhabditis auriculariae is the source of this 15901-nucleotide messenger RNA. NCBI's taxonomy places the organism in Eukaryota, Metazoa, Nematoda, Chromadorea, Rhabditida, Rhabditidae. The record is from the annotation of a GenBank genome assembly.